Messenger RNA from Baudoinia panamericana UAMH 10762, 1271 nucleotides. RefSeq lists its product as uncharacterized. Gene Ontology annotation, cellular component: intracellular anatomical structure. Bases 150 to 1154 code for a protein of 334 amino acids. Gene Ontology annotation, molecular function: oxidoreductase activity, acting on NAD(P)H, oxygen as acceptor. NCBI's taxonomy places the organism in Eukaryota, Fungi, Ascomycota, Dothideomycetes, Mycosphaerellales, Teratosphaeriaceae. The record is from RefSeq and is a predicted model, not a curated record. The transcript has 3 exons.
UGCCGUCCAACCUUACCACUAUGUGGACGAAACAGUGACGCUUACCUUCCGGCCACCGCAAAGGUUAGUUACGUCUCUUCAUUCCAUUACAUUGUCCCUCAACCGUGUAGAAACAGCUUGGCAGCAGUGCUCAUUGUCAGGACUGAUCUAUGGCAUUCCUCGCCCGGUCCCUUCUCCGAAAAACUCAUUCAUCGGCACGCGCGAGUCGGGCUCUCCCCUACCAUCAAUGCCGCCUUCAGCACGAUGUCCAUGAUCCACCACGCGGCAACCCUCCGAUAGCCGGACGCGGGCCACCAGGACCGCCAAAGGAGGAAGCAGCUUCGCUACGAGACAAUGGCAGGCCGAGCUCGUACCUCGGUACUACCAGGCGUCUACCAGAGUUCAACCUGAAUGACAAAGUAGUGCUCGUGACGGGAGCAGCAAGAGGCUUGGGCCUUGUGCAAGCAGAGGCGUUGCUUGAAGCUGGAGCCACAGUAUACGCGCUGGAUCGACUGACGGAACCCUCGCCCGACUUUUACAGAGUGCAGAAACGAGCGGCCGAAGAGCUAGGGACAACGUUGCACUACCGGCAGAUUGAUGUUCGCGAUGUCCCACGCUUGAACGAGAUUGUUCGCAAUAUCUCCGAGUCUCAGGGAAAGCUCGAUGGCUUGAUCGCUGCGGCGGGUAUACAGCAAGAGACGCCAGCGUUGGAAUACUCCCCAAAGGAUGCCAACACCAUGUUCGAGGUCAACAUUACUGGCGUAUUCAUGACAGCUCAAGCGGCAGCCAAGGAGAUGAUCAGGUGGGGUAACGGUGGCAGCAUAGUCAUGAUCGCGUCGAUGAGCGGCACCGUGGCGAACCGGGGCUUGAUUUGCUCUGCAUACAAUGCUAGUAAGGCCGGCGUGAUACAGCUCGCGAGAAAUCUCGCCGCAGAGUGGGGACCACACGGUAUACGAGUGAACACACUGAGUCCGGGCUACAUUGUUACUGCCAUGGUUGAGGCACUUUUCGAGCAGUUCCCAGAGCGAAAAAGAGAUUGGCCAACACAAAAUAUGCUGGGUAAGCUGAGCAAACCGGAAGAAUACCGCGGUGCCGGUGUCUUUCUGAUCAGCGAUGCGAGCUCGUUCAUGACGGGAAGUGAUCUCAGAAUAGAUGGCGGUCAUGCUGCAUGGUAGACGCUGCUGUUCGCGUUGGUGAACCAGAAUUUGGACAGCGAACGUAGACGGAACAUUCAUCAAGUAUUCCUCGUCAGAUAAUGCGACAAGAGGUACUAUAUGAAUCAGUUGUGCGUC